GGACUGGCAACAAAGUAGUCUUGAGUUAUUGAAAUUAUUGAUAUGAGGGUCAGCCUGAGAGCUUUGUAUAAGUAUAUUGUUUGCUAAUGUUAACUUUUAAUUUGCUUUAUAACUUCUUUUUGUUCUUUUAAAUUUUUGCAUCGAAUAUUAAGAUUGCUUAUGUUUUGCAUGAAGUUCCCCAGAUGACAAAAUUAUUUGUAAAAAUGCUCAGUUAAAGUACACAGGACGUGCGUGUGUGUAUGCAGGAAGCUCAUUAUCUGGUCUGCCUUUAUUAACACAGAAAAUUACUCAUUGAGCACACCACACCAUGCGUGAAUUCAAGGUAGUUGUUUUGGGAAGUGGAGGAGUUGGAAAAAGUGCCCUGACUGUUCAGUUUGUGUCUGGAAUGUUUAUGGAAAAAUAUGACCCAACAAUUGAAGAUUUCUAUCGUAAAGAAAUUGAAGUUGACUCAGCUCCUUGUGUGCUUGAGAUACUUGAUACAGCUGGAACUGAGCAAUUUGCAUCUAUGCGAGACCUGUAUAUAAAAAAUGGGCAGGGUUUUGUUGUAGUCUAUAGUAUUACCAGUCAUCAAACUUUUCAAGAUAUCAAGAAUAUGAAGGAACAAAUAAUGCGUGUCAAAAAUACCGAACGUGUGCCAAUUCUCCUCGUUGGGAAUAAAGUUGAUCUGGAAAACCAACGUGAAGUGACUACUCUGGAAGGCAUGGGACUUGCUCAAUUAUGGGGCUGUCCAUUUAUGGAAGCUUCCGCUCGAAAUAAAUGCAAUGUGAAUGAAGUCUUUGCUGAAAUAGUUAGGGAAAUGAAUUAUUCCACAGUUAGAGAAAAGCAAAAUUAUUGCUGUUGUGUUAUUCUUUGAUAGUCAUAAACAAAUUGGCAACUGCUUUAUUUCUUAUUGUGGACCAAUGGCCUGAUGCUAUUGCUUGAAAGAAGUAUGGAAGGCUGCCUUAUUGACUGUAUUACUACUGCUCACUUUCUAAAUGAAGAUGUUCUCGUGCAAUAUA
Molecule: messenger RNA, 998 nt
Organism: Argiope bruennichi
Lineage: Eukaryota; Metazoa; Arthropoda; Arachnida; Araneae; Araneidae
Gene: Rap2l
Product: ras-related protein Rap-2c-like
Exons: 3
Coding region: 308-853 (181 amino acids)
Biological process (GO): Rap protein signal transduction; negative regulation of cell migration
Cellular component (GO): plasma membrane
Molecular function (GO): GTPase activity; GTP binding; GDP binding
Source: RefSeq, a predicted model, not a curated record